AUGGCCGGUAUCCUUUAUAGAGUGCCGAACAUCUACAUAGCGACGGAUAUGAUCUGUGCAUUCCCGACGGAAACUGAGGAGGAUUUCGAGGAAAGCAUGCAACUCGUCCGUGACUACCAAUUCCCGUCACUUUUCAUCAAUCAAUUCUAUCCACGUUCUGGCACACCGGCGGCAAGGAUGAAAAAGAUCGAUACGGUAGAGGCUCGACGUCGAACAGCAGCCAUGUCAGCUUUGUUCCGAGAGUACAGCCGGUACACCAAGGAACGCAUCGGCGAAGAACACGAUGUAUUAGUUGUGUGA
Molecule: messenger RNA, 300 nt
Organism: Cooperia oncophora
Lineage: Eukaryota; Metazoa; Nematoda; Chromadorea; Rhabditida; Trichostrongylidae
Source: the annotation of a GenBank genome assembly